Molecule: messenger RNA, 4019 nt
Organism: Daucus carota subsp. sativus
Lineage: Eukaryota; Viridiplantae; Streptophyta; Magnoliopsida; Apiales; Apiaceae
Product: RNA-dependent RNA polymerase 6
Exons: 3
Coding region: 215-3817 (1200 amino acids)
Biological process (GO): siRNA processing
Cellular component (GO): nuclear RNA-directed RNA polymerase complex
Molecular function (GO): RNA-directed RNA polymerase activity; nucleic acid binding
Source: RefSeq, a predicted model, not a curated record
UCAAUAUUUCCUCUGUAAGGAAAUCUUUAUUAAGAAAUUUUAAAAAGUGAAAAACACCCCAUAAGGCCAUAAGAGAAAGAAAUAGUGGGUUUCAUCUCAUCUCUUUCUCUUUCUCUCAAACGGGCUUGUGUUUUGUUGAAUGAUCAACUCAAGAAGGUCAAAUUAAAGAUCGAAUCUCAGAGGAUCGUGGUUUGUAGUUGCAGGGGUUAAAAGAAUGGGUUCUGAAGAAAGUGAAAGGAAUUUGGUUGUUACUCAAAUUAGUGUUGGUGGGUUUGAUUUUUCUACAACUGCAAUGGCCCUCCUAGAGUACUUUGAAAAUAAUGUGGGGGUUGUUUGGAGAUGUAGAUUAAAGACCUCUUCAACACCUAACGAGGCAUAUCCAAUUCCAGAUUCUGAAAUUGACACUGAAAAAAGUAAAAGACUAAAUUCAUAUGAGAACUUGAUACCUCAUGCGUUUGUGCAUUUUGCAAUCCCUGAUUCGGCACAAUCAGCCGCCGAUGCUUCAGGGCGUUCAGAGCUUAUACUGGAUAAAAAUCCUUUAAGAGUCAGAUUAGGGGCUGGAAAUCCACAUCGCAUGAAUCAGAUGAGAAGAAACAAGGCGCCCUUCAAGUUACCAGAUGUCCGUAUUGAGAUUGGGAGCCGGGUUAGCAAAGAUGAGUUUUUUGUUGCCUGGAGAGGCCCUCCUACUGGUGCAGAUUUUCUUGUGGACCCCUUUGAUGGAACUUGCAAGUUUCUUCUUACGAGGGAUACUGCUUUUUCUUUCCUGGGUUUUCGAAACCAUUCUGUAAUAAAGUGUAACUAUAAGGUCGAAUUCUUGGUUAGAGACAUUCGAUGGAUAAAGAAUUAUAAAGAUACAACACACUUAAUUGUAUUGCUGCAUUUGGAGUCCUCUCCGAAGUUGUACUAUAGAACCGCAGAUGAUGAUAUUAAAGAAUCAGUUCCAUUUGAUAUUUUGGACGAUGAUGAUCCUUGGAUUCGGACCACAGAUUUUACUGCAUGUGGUGCCAUCGGGCGGUGUAGUGAAUAUCGAAUACUGAUCCAACCACGCUACGGAAUGAAGCUGAGGAAAACUAUGCAAUACCUGAAAGAGCAAAGGGUUUCUAUCGAAGAUUUGCAGACACGACUUACUGUCCAAGAUGAACCUGAUUUUGGGAUGCGCUUGCAUGAUCCAUUAUAUUGUAUACAUUUUAAGGAAGGUAUUAACUUUAAAAUCUUGUUCCUAGUGAAUGCUUUACUGCAUAAAGGCAUAUUCAAUCUGCACACAUUGUCGGACCAGUUCUUUAAUUUACUGAAAUCCCAAAAGGAGGAAGUAAAUAUAGCCGCGCUGAAACAUAUAUGUUCUGCCAAGCGUCCUGAUUUUAAUGCAUGUAAAAGAUUGAAAAAUGAUCAGGAUAGGUUGCUGAAAAAUCCUAAGCUUCUAAGAACCAGAGAGUUGGAUGAUAUUGUUGAAGUUAGAAGGUUAAUCAUCACCCCAACAAGAGCUUACUGUCUUCCACCAGAAGUUGAACUUUCAAAUAGGGUUCUUAGACACUAUAAAUUGCUUGCUGAUCGAUUUUUACGGGUUACCUUCAUGGAUGAUGGCAUGCAGACCCUAAAUAAGAAUGUUGUCACUUACUAUCCUGCUCUUAUUGUGAGAGAAAUCACAUCAACUUUGAAUCCCCAAAAAACCUCAGUGUUUAGGAGAAUGAAGGAUAUCAUAUCUGAAGGAUUCUAUUUAUGUGGUCGGAAGUACUCUUUUUUGGCCUUCUCAGCUAAUCAAUUGAGGGAUCGGUCUGCCUGGUUUUUUGCUGGAGACCAGAAUACUCCCGUGCUGGAAAUCAUGAAGUCGAUGGGCCAUUUCACCAACAGGAAUGUUGCAAAGUGUGCUGCUAGAAUGGGUCUGUGCUUCUCAUCCACUUAUGCAACUGUUGAAGUUCCUCAUAAUAACGUCGAUUUUGAGCUUGCAGAUAUCAAGAGGAACGGAUAUGAUUUUUCCGAUGGAAUCGGCAAGAUAUCACAUGAUCUUGCAAAGGAAGUUGCAGAGAGAUUGCAGUUGAACGUAAACCCUCCAUGUGCCUAUCAGAUUCGGUAUGGUGGCUGCAAAGGUGUUGUUGCCUGUUGGCCAGCCAGUAAAAGUGGGAUCCGUCUUUCUUUGAGGCAAAGCAUGAAUAAGUUUGAGUCCAACCACACAAUUCUUGAAAUUUGCUCUUGGACUCGUUUCCAGCCUGGGUUCUUGAAUAGGCAGAUUAUAACCUUACUUUCAGCUUUGAACGUCAGUGAUAAUGUAUUUUGGAAUAUGCAGGAGUCAAUGAUUUCGAAGCUGAAUCAGAUGCUUGUAAGUGUAGACGUAGCUUAUGAUGUUGUUACUUCCUCGUGUGGUGAAGAAGGGAAUACGGCUGCUAUAAUGUUAGGUGCUGGUUUUAAGCCUCAUAGUGAACCACAUUUAAGAGGCAUGCUAACAAGUAUAAGAGCUGCACAGUUUAGGGACCUCAGAGAAAAGGCUAGGAUCUAUGUUUCUUCUGGAAGGUGGUUAAUGGGAUGUUUGGAUGAAGAAGCAAUACUUGAACAAGGGCAGUGCUUUGUCCAAGUGUCAAAUCCUUCACUUGAAAACUGUUUUGCGAAGCAUGGUUCAGAGUUUUCGGAGACAAAAAAAGAUUUACAUGUAAUUAAGGGCUUUGUGGUGGUGGCAAAGAAUCCAUGUCUACAUCCUGGAGAUGUGCGCAUUCUAGAGGCAGUAGAUGUCCCCAGCUUACGUCACCUUUCUGAUUGCGUGGUAUUCCCACAGAAGGGAGAUCGUCCGCAUACAAAUGAAGCAUCAGGAAGUGACCUUGAUGGUGAUCUCUACUUUGUGACAUGGGAUAAGAAUCUUAUCCCGCCUGGUGAAAAGAGCUGGCCAGCAAUGGAUUACUCCCCUGUAGAAGUCAAAGAGAUGCAGCGCAAUAUUAAGCUCCAGGACGUAGCAGAUUUCUUUGCUAAAAACAUGGUCAAUGAAAGCCUGGGUACCAUCUGCAAUGCCCAUGUCGUUCAUGCUGAUAGCAGCGAUUAUGGAGCGAUGGAUGAAAAUUGCAUUCUUUUGGCCGAGCUUGCUGCCAAAGCUGUUGAUUUCCCAAAAACGGGAAAAAUUAUAAACAUGCCUACUCAUCUAAAACCAAAAUUGUACCCCGACUUCAUGGAAAAAGAGGAUUUUCAGUCAUAUAAAUCUACUAAAAUAUUGGGCAGGCUUUAUCGCAAGAUCAAAGAUGAUUAUGAAAUCGAUUCGACAGAUUCUAUGGAGCUCAAUUUUCUCCCCAGAGAAAUUCCUUAUGACAUGGAUCUGGAGACACCAGGAUCGGCAUCUUUCAUCGAUGAAGCAUGGGGAAUUAAGUGCUCUUACGAUGAGCAGUUGAACAAUCUUCUAGGACAGUAUAAAGUGAACAAGGAAGAAGAGGUUGUAACCGGACACAUUUGGUCCAUGCAGAAACAUAGUAGCAAGAAGCAAGGUGAACUAAAGGAGAGACUGAAAAAUGCUUACAACGCUUUGAAAAAGGAGUUCAGGAGAGUUUUCGAGCACAUGGAUACUGAUUUUGAAAACCAUUCCAAUGAUGAAAAGAAUGCAGCGUAUGAACGCAAGGCGUCGGCAUGGUACCAGGUAACUUACCAUCCCAAAUGGGUCAAGAUGGCGCUGGACCUGCAAGAUCCUGAUGCUAAUGACAAAGAGACUGUAAUGUUAAGUUUCCCUUGGAUAGCAUCUGACUACCUCGCAAGGAUCAAAAUAAAAUGUGGAGGAAUGACAGAUGCCAUUACUCAACCCCACAAGCCCAUCCAUUCUGUAGCAAGGUACCUUUCAGGUAAGAUAUAAGUAGAAGUCCGGACUUUCUGAUUCGAUUUCUAAAGCUCUUGGGACUUUUGCGCCACAUAUAAUAACUAACUGGGUGAUCCAAAACUAUUAUGGUUUCAAUUAUUCUAAAUUCUGCUGAACUGCUUUGUACUUGUCGUGCAACCUACAUCUGUAUAACUAAAUAUGAAUUUGUACUUUAAUUGCAUCAGGUUUGUUGGUUUUC